Spinacia oleracea (spinach) is the source of this 1178-nucleotide messenger RNA. Its product is annotated as clathrin light chain 2. Gene Ontology annotation, molecular function: clathrin heavy chain binding; structural molecule activity. Gene Ontology annotation, cellular component: plasma membrane; clathrin coat of coated pit; clathrin coat of trans-Golgi network vesicle. NCBI's taxonomy places the organism in Eukaryota, Viridiplantae, Streptophyta, Magnoliopsida, Caryophyllales, Amaranthaceae. The coding region runs from base 124 to 903 and encodes 259 amino acids. The transcript has 3 exons. The record is from RefSeq and is a predicted model, not a curated record. Gene Ontology annotation, biological process: intracellular protein transport; clathrin-dependent endocytosis.
CUCCGAAGUCCGACGCCCAUCUCUCUUGGUCUUCUUACCACGGAGCCAAAGAAGCAGCGAGCAUUUCACAUUCUCUGACAAACUCCCCCGAGUUAGGAGCCCGGUUUACCCACUCAACUCGAAAUGUCUUCCUUCCCUAACUCGUAUGACGAACUCGGCCCUGACUCAAACCCCGCCGAGUUAACUCACCCCUUCGACAACGACGAUGACUACGUAACAGCAGGAGGCUACUCCAACUUCGCCGAUUCCGAGUCGGUCAAGGAAUCGGCUGAUGAAUCGGUGGUUUUUAACGGUAACAGCGACGACAUUUUCGGAUCCAAUGAUGUUCCGGCGGGCAGUGGAGCUUUCUCCGAAUCGGAUGGCCCGAUGUUGCCGCCUCCUUCGGAAAUGCAGGAGGAAGGGUUUGCUCUUCGCGAAUGGCGGAGGCAAAAUGCUGUUCGACUGGAAGAGAAGGAGAAAAGAGAGAAAGAAACACUGAGCCAGAUCCUCGAGGAAGCAAAUGAGUACAAAGUUGCCUUCCAUGAGAAGAGAAAGGUUACAUGUGAGAACAAUAAAAGCAACAACAGAGAGAAGGAGGAGUUAUUUCUGGCCAACCAUGAAAAGUUCCACAAAGAGGCUGACAAGAACUACUGGAAGACAAUUGCAGAGCUAAUUCCUAACGAAGUUCCUGCAAUAGUUCAGAAAAGAGGGAAGAAAGAACAGGAAAAGAAGCCUUCUGUUGCUGUGAUUCAAGGACCAAAGCCUGGGAAGCCAACUGAUCUUGCAAGGAUGAGACAGAUACUAGUGAAGCUUAAACACACUACUCCUAAGCACCUACUACUUGAUAAUAAGAACAAUGGCACCACUGAACCCCCCAAGACUGCAGCUGUUGAAACCGUACCAGAAGCUGUAGUCGCUGCGUGAUUGGCUGAUUUGGGUUCGUCUCUGUAUUUAUAUCCGACGAUAUGAUGGUCGAGCCUUGACAAUAUUGCUUUGACAAAGCUUCAUAGACAAACCAAAGCUGUAUUGACGCUGCAUAUUUAUAAGUUUGACCUAUUAGAAACUCUUGAGAAAGUAAUUAUGGGUAGAGUGUUUUAGACAUCAGAUUUAUUGUUAUCAUUAUGUAUGUAGUGCUCCGACAUGCUCGAAAUCUGAAGGCAUAUGCUACAUUAUUCAAAUUCUAUUAGCUUUUCAUUGCA